Molecule: messenger RNA, 972 nt
Organism: Metarhizium acridum CQMa 102
Lineage: Eukaryota; Fungi; Ascomycota; Sordariomycetes; Hypocreales; Clavicipitaceae
Source: RefSeq, a predicted model, not a curated record
AUGAACCCGCCGCCCACGACACCUACUCCGCGUCGGUUCCUGCUGGCUAAACGACCAUCCGCCUCAGAAACCCCGGCGUCGCAGGCAUCGCAGCAGUUCCAUUCAACGCCGCGCUUCGGCUCGUCAUCUGUACCGCGGCAUGCGCAGCGCCGGGCGCAUGACCUUGAGGAUGUCGAUGAAGAUGGCGACGAGUCAUAUGACGAGUCGCCACGGGACGAGGCUGAGCCCAAGGGAAGCCGGUUGCAGGAUACCAUUGAGCUCAAAUCCGACGACUUGAUGUCGCAGGAUACGGAGCGUCUUUCUCAAAAUCAGUACUCUUCAGGAGACGAUGUCGAGGGUGCCCCCGGUACCGAAUCGUCGCCACUGUCGCCGGACAGAAGGGAGGCCAAGAGACGAAGGGUAUCUAUCUCGCCCGCGCCGUCAAGCUCCCUCGAUACCCCGGAGCAAGCAGUCACGCCUGCACAGGGACACGCAUCCUCGGCAGAUGGCAGCAGGUCAGAGUCAGAGUCUCCAGAGAGCCACGAAUGGCCAACCCGUCAACACCAACCCGUCUUCCAACCGGCGCCACGCUUCAAGCCCACUGACAGUGAAACGUCCCUUCCCGUCCUCCCCGAAGCAUUCUCUCCCCAACAUCGCGGCGUGAGCUAUCUCCCCGGCGGACACGCCGCCCAGCUGCAAGGGUGGCUGUCUGAAGUGAAAGGGUGGGAAGGGACGCGGGACGAAGACUCUGUGCUGAGGCUGACGGUGGACGAUGUAAGUCCCGGUGAACACAUGUAUCUCGUUAGGGGGAGGUUAGGGGUGUCUGACGAUUUGAAGGCGUACAUACUUGCUGGGGAGGGACGGUUGACGGGCUUGGGCAGGAGGGCGGCCGUGAACGUGGGGAGCGUGGUCGUCAUUGAGCAACCUGUUUGGGAGGUUGAUUUGGUCGGGGAGUGCUGGACCGUGGGCUGCAACUGGAGUGUUGGCGGGUGA